AGUUGUGAUUGUUUUGUGGUUAUUUUUUUAGCUUAAAAAUCUGAUUCUUGAUUUUUUUUUUCAGAAGAAAACCUUUUCUGUAUUCAUAAAAACACCCUUUAAAAUGAGAGUCAAAAUGUUGUUGAAACAAUAUCAACAAAAUGGACUUACUUCACUUGUCAAGCACAGAUAUUUUCCAGCCAAGAAACCUAAAUUUAAGAAAUCAUAUUUUCCUUUUAGACAGCUGAAGAAAGAUUUUCAAACAAGAUUGGUCAGUUCUGCCAACAGCUAUAAUGCGAGCCACCUAGAAGAAGAGACUGAUGCCCAGUCGCUUGAAGUUGUCAGCACAGAAAAUGGUCUCCCUACCUUUGACGAGUUAACUGAAGGUUCAGGCUACAGCUCCCUGACAUCUGCUGACCUAUGGUCAGACACAGGCUUAAUCCUCAGAGAUGGUCUCACUUCUUUGUCUGCCCAGUCAUCACAUUUGCUGUCUUCAAUUGGAACAAAUUCCCUAUUUUCAAGUGUUCUUUUUUCUAGCAUAAAUGAAUAUUCAAAUUCAUUUUCUUCUGAAUCAGAUGACCUUGAUUUUUCUGAUCAACUUUAUUCUGAAGCUGAUAGGAAUCAAGAGAAUCCUAUGUAUUUAUCCAAACCCAGUAUGUUUCCUGAGCCUAUUUCUGCUGAAAUUUCCUUCCAGAAUUCUCUGCAAGAUAUGCCACAAACAACAUUUGAUUAUUUUAUGCCUCCAGAGAAUGAUCACUACAGUGAAGCUUAUCUAGAUGGUGGUUCUAACAUGACUAGUAUCAGUGAGUUUUUGGGCCCUGAUGACUCCUUCCUGCAGAGAGCAGUUGUUGAUUCAAGUCAGACAGUGCCACAAAUUAACAGUGAAUCUUUUGCCUGGAGAGAAAAUCAGAUGACAAAUGUAGACUUACCUCCAGCUGGACAGUGGCUUAAGGAUGAGGAGAAAAAACAAUUUUUUCAAUCAGCGUUAAAUACUUUUGAGGACACUUGCAAAUUGGAACAGGCAUCACCAGCAAGUGUAUAUGACUCACAGUUUUCUGAAGUUCCAGCAGACACAAAUGUUUGUGUAGGGGAGACAAAUGCAGAAACUUGUGACCCCAACUGGACCUGUGCUAACUUUCUGAGCCCAUCUUUCAGCAAUGAUGUGACAGACUUGCUUGAUUUGUUAGAUGUGACAUCUUUGGUUUCUUCUGCUGAAGAUCUGUCCAAUGCUUUGGUUUCUUUUUCUGAGGAUCUGGAAAGCCUCAACUCAUGGCAAGGAAAUGUGAAGGAUGCUGGUCACACUCCCUAUGGCUCCGGCACCAGUGAGGAUGAUGUUUUCCCUGUGUCACUUGAGCCAGGUGUGGGUGAGGGGGAUGCUGUAGAUGGGGAACUUCUGCAGGAAGCAGCAGCCAGCAAAGUUGGAUCAAGCCAAGACUUAAAUGACAAAACCUCACAGUGGGUUUGGGAAACAUUUCUUUGGCCAGGAAAAUUUAAUACUCUAUCAGCCAAAGAUGAGAUUGAGACUGACAGCCCCGGCCCUGCAAAGGUCACUUCAGCUGACGUGUCCCCCUUGUGUGAGGCUUCACUCAGAGAAGUGGACGGAGCAUUAUGGGAUGUUGAUAGACCCAAGUCUUCUCACUUACUGCCAGGCUCUGCUAAUGAAAAUGGUUCGUCUGAGGCAGUAAGGGACAGAAAUCUUGACCUUCAACAAGUACCGCAGCCAGUUGUAUCUCAUAAUACAAGUUUUGAGGCACAUGGUUUAGUACUGUCAGCUCAGCCAGCAGAUGCAUUGCCAGUCACACAGGGUAGAUCUGAAUUCUUGCAAAGAUCAGAAGGGAGAUCCAAUACAUCCUUUCCUAGACUUGAGAGAUCUUCUUCUGCUUCAGCAUCAAGAUCAAAUGUCUUACUAGCUGAGAGAUCCUUCCAAAAUCUUUUUCCCAGGUUCAAGAGAUCUUUAUCCGAUUCUUUGCUUCGAUCACAUGAUAGAUCACAGCCAUAUUUCUUGCAACGAUCACAGGAAAGGCCGGAGCAAGUUUUCUUGCCAGUCUUGGAGGUGUAUUCAACCCUUCAGCCACCCCAAGAAGUGCCAGAGAUCUUGCCCUCAGUAGAACAUCAUGGACCAAUCUAUCAGGAGUCGUUCCAGUUGUUACAUGAUGAUAUUGAUCAGACAGAGCUAGACUAUCAGAUUCAACAUCCACUUUUUCUGGGCACACCUCUGCCUUCUGAUGUGCAUGUGAACCAACACAGGUUAGAUGUUGAUAUCAGAGAAUCCAGAAGAAUAAGGCGCUUUCAUCAUAUCUGCUCGCAUCAACUCCCCAAAGUUUCACGGCACUUGGAUGAACAUUGUUAAACUGACUCUGAAGCUAUGGGAGAAAAAUUAUUUGACCAAGGAUAACGGAUUGAAAUUGGCUGACAAAUUCACAAUGUCAAAUGUUUGAGAAACCUGUAAUAUUGUUCUAGCCUUAGUUUUGUUUAACACAUAGGACAAUGUUCAGAUUUUCUAAGAUUCACAAUUCACCUGCACUACUUUAGAAGACAUACAUAAUCAGCUUUAAAAACUGGUCACAAAAACUCACACACUUGCAAAUUUUUUCAAAUACAAUCAUUUUACACUUUGCUAUCACUCACAUUGCUUUAAAACCCAAAUCGUUGUACCAGAGGUUUUAGAGUUCUACUUGACAGUUAGACUUGCUGUCUGAAAAGAACAUUGACUAGAGCUUUUCAGAGCCAACCCAAUCCAGAUCUUGCUUCUGAAUCUUUCUUCAUCUUUUUCUGUUCAUCUCUUUGAGAUUUUCUUGGCCCGCCCCUUCUUUCUUUUAUCCUGGUGACACCAGUAGAUGAUGUAGUUUGUCAAUCUAUUGCCAGUGUGGUAACACAUCUUUCUUGAUCCAACCUUGAAAUCAGUUCUUCAGCAAUUUCAUGGUUUAUUACAGUUUUCUUGUUUACUGCAGCCAAUGUGCUUUAUUGUACCCCAUCUGGUUUAUUGUACCCCAUCUGGUUUAUUGAACCCCAUCUGGUUUAUUGAACCCAAUCUGGUUUAUUAACUUCUUCUUUGUUAACUUCUUGCUUUUGUGUAAAGUUAACAUGCACCCAGCCCAUAGCGCUGGUUGAAAAAUCAGAUAUUGUUGUGUAGUUAACUUCAUGCUGUUGUGUGAAGUUGACAUGCACUCAGCCCAUAGCGCUGGUUGAAAGAUCAUAUAUUGUUGUGUAGUUAACUUCUUGCUUUUGUAUAAAGUUAACAUGCACCCAGCCCAUAGCGCUGGUUGAAAAAUCAGAUAUUGUUGUGUAGUUAACUUCUUGCUUUUGUGUUAAGUUGACAUGCACUCAGCCCAUAGCGCUGGUUGAAAGAUCAUAUAUUGUUGUGUAGUUAACUUCUUGCUUUUGUAUAAAGUUAACAUGCACCCAGCCCAUAGCGCUGGUUGAAAAAUCAGAUAUUGUUGUGUAGUUAACUUCUUUCUUUUGUGUGAAGUUGACAUGCACUCAGCCCAUAGCGCUGGU
Messenger RNA from Physella acuta, 3477 nucleotides. RefSeq lists its product as uncharacterized. The record is from RefSeq and is a predicted model, not a curated record. NCBI's taxonomy places the organism in Eukaryota, Metazoa, Mollusca, Gastropoda, Physidae.